This is a messenger RNA of Sphaeroforma arctica JP610, 1622 nucleotides long. RefSeq lists its product as hypothetical. The transcript is spliced from 2 exons. NCBI's taxonomy places the organism in Eukaryota, Ichthyosporea, Ichthyophonida. The record is from RefSeq and is a predicted model, not a curated record. The annotation marks the transcript as partial.
CUAUUAUAAGCCUUGCUGGAAUCAUAGUAGUGUUUUAGCUACUGCCAGUAGCACUUCGGGUCGAUCUAUACAGUCACCGAUGUUUACCAUUGAAGCGAGCAUAUUGGGUAAGAAUAAUGCUGCUACCAAAUACAAAUUGGGUGACAAAUUCUCCGAACCCGAGGAUAUGGGAAGAGACUUCAAGUGGGUUAGGUCAAAUCAGAUUGGGUAUGUGAAUGAUGGCGGCGAAGAGGUUUGUCUAUCAUUCCUUCGUACUGGCAACAAUGACUAUAUCGGAGUCGAAACAAUGACUGGACGCCGGCCAUUAUGCGAAAAUACACCAGAGCGUUGGGAAACUUUUAUUGUAAAUGAAAGUGACGGUAACGCCGAGAAACCGGUUGUUUUGUUGAGAGACGCUACCAGUGGACAGUGCGCUUACCUGGCGACAGAUAGAGAGAACAGUAAAGAAGAGGAAAAAUACUAUCUUGGCCUAGGAGACUGUGAAGCUACUCACCGAGCUAAUCUAUUGUUGGCUCUAAAGAAUUCGGAAACUCCAAGCCCUUCCCCAAGUCCGUCCCAAUCGCCAGUGAAAGGUAGUGUAAGUCCAAGCCCAUCCCCAAGUCCAUAUAGACCGAUGCACCAGGUUUGCGAUUGUACGGAAGGCGUACUACUUAACAAUCGGUGCUAUGACACACUCAAGGAGGCGUUCGAUGACGCCACAGACGAUGCGACCAUACACAAUUCGAUUCGAGCAUCACACUUUAGGGACAUGCAUGCGCUGAUGGGUAACAGGGCCAAGAUCAUGGCUACAUCGAGCUUCGAAACACUGUCAGGAGCUAUGCUUAUGGCCACUAAUCCGGAUGAACAGAAUAUAGUUUUCAGGGAUUUGGAAAUUACCAGCGAAUCCGAGGGUCAGUACGUUGCUGCAUUCCAUUCUUUGAGCGAGUCUGUUUUUGAAGUCGAGGGUGGAAACCAAAAGGUGCAACUCGUCUGCAAUAACUUAUACAUACACGACAUGCAGAGCCAAGAGCCGGGUGUGGGCAUAUUUCUAAGCGGCACCAAUGAGUUGACAGUGGAUGACCAAUGCCUGUUGGAAAAUCUACUCACAACCACGACAGUUGGGGAUAAAUGGGCCGGAGGCCCAGCUAUUGCGGUUAUCUUUCUUCCUAAAUCAGGCACAAUCGAUAUUGACGGUCAAUUCAAGAACAAUCGAGCGUUUUUUCCUAGUCCGAGCACUAGACAUGCUGGCGGAGGUGCAAUCUAUUUCGACUGGAUGGCUGGCAGUGUAUCCAUUACGGCUCAGUUUAGCGGUAACCAAGCAAAUCAGGGUGGCGCAAUUCAGAUACCGGCCAUAAUAAACGAUUUUUUCUUCGAUAACGGAAUUUAUACAAAUAACACAGCCGCCGACGAAGGCAACGGUGCAAGGUUUGGAGCUCUGGGUUGUAUCAAGCUUUAUAGUGGCGCUUCUUUCGUACUUAAUGGUUAUUAUAUCGACAACCUUUCCGAAGGUCGAGGUGGUGCCGUAGGCACAAACAUACAUCAGAGCGACAGUCUGUUUGCAAUACAAGGUACCUUUAAAAACAAUAGAGCCCUCAACGAUGGGGGUGUUUGGGGACGGUGGCCCAGCACGACUCUCAAAGGUG